Loxodonta africana (African savanna elephant) is the source of this 2031-nucleotide messenger RNA. It is a transcript of the gene REELD1, whose product is annotated as reeler domain containing 1. The transcript is spliced from 6 exons. Bases 96 to 1673 code for a protein of 525 amino acids. The record is from RefSeq and is a predicted model, not a curated record. Gene Ontology annotation, cellular component: membrane. NCBI's taxonomy places the organism in Eukaryota, Metazoa, Chordata, Mammalia, Proboscidea, Elephantidae.
CAGGCCAGUCGCGCCCGAGAAGACUUCGAAUUGUUUUCUUAGGUAAGCAGCCCCUGGAUUGAAGCUGUUGUUCUCUUGAUACAGGAAAGGACAGAAUGAUGGUCUCAGCGGCGCUCGCAGGCUGGGCUUGUACCACCCUCUGCCUGGCCUCCUGCUCAGCUGCCUUUUCCCAUGGCGCAAGCUCGGCAACCUGUGUGGACAUGCAGCCCAAACACGUUCAAGUCCGGCUUCAGAGUGCCGGGACCCACCACAUUACCAUCCACACCAGCAGCAAUUCCUACUCACCAGGUGACAAGGUUCCAGUGACUAUGAGGAGCAGUCAUGAUUUCAUGGGAUUUCUACUUCAGGCUCGAAGAGUGUCUAAUCAACAAAUAGUUGGCACUUUUGUUUUCAUUCCUCCUCAUUCCAAACUGAUGACUUGUUCUGAAGAGGCUGACACAGUUACCCACUCGGACAAGUCCCUGAAGAGAAACUUAUCAUUUGUGUGGAAGGCCCCUGCCCAGCCUGUGGGGGACAUCAGAUUCCUUUUAUCAGUCGUCCAGUCGUACUUCGUUUACUGGGCACGGAUUGAAUCACCGGUUGUGUCCCAACAGACGCACAGCAGAGCCCACUCUGCCGGCCACAUGGAGGCCCGCUCACUAAUGCCAGUGCCUUGGCAGAGGCCAGGUGGUAUCGAAGGAGCAGCCCCAGCUCCCAGCACCACCAUCAGUCUUCUGAAGCAGCACACAGAUGCCACUGCUGUUGGUCUAACUGGAAACGUAGAAGAGGACCACUCGGAUCCUGUUCCUGCUAAUAUUGGGGUAACAGAGUUCCCCAGGGGUACAGAGGCUCCGCCCCAGCCAUCUUCACACACAGCUACUGCAGUCAGCAAUGGCCAGCAACCCAGCAGGGACAGCAAUCCAACCCUAGAACCAUCCCGGGACAUCCGAGCACUAGAGAGGCUGGUGGCCCUCAGGAGGUUCUCCUCACAGGGCUUUGAGUGCGGCCUUAGCACCCACCACAGGACUCAAGAUCAUCCAAGCUUUGGUUCAUCAGAAACUUGCUUGCCCUCUGGUUGGGAUGACCAGGACAAGACAGAGGUCUCUAAUAGGACUGUGAUGAGGCCUUCUCUGUAUCCUGUCCACCAUUCCUACCCUUGCCACCUCUGGUCCUCUGGAGUGUUCACUGGGAAUGGAGAUGGGACAGCCUACCCAGCCCCUGUCCUCCAUAGCUCAGCCACUUCCAGGCACCCUGCUGCUGGCCAGUCAGAGGCAUCAAAACCCUCAGCCAGCUUCUUGCCUCAGUCAAAGCACAAGGACCCUGGAGUCAGGAAGCAGAAUGAACAGGGUGGUGUGGGAUACCCUAGGAAGACCAACCCAAGUUCUGAGGUUGGGCAAGAGGGAGUGAAUGCCUCUCUGGACCUCCAGUUCAGGACGCCCCAGCUGGGACUCCUGCUUUGCCUUUCGGUCACCCUGGGCAUGGUGCUGGCUGCUGGCCUGCACUAUCUGCACACCCAGUAUUGCCACAAGCGGACGGAAGUGUCCCUCAGUGAGCCGGCCCGUGAUGCCGUUGCCAGAAGUGACGGUGGUGAGACGGUGUGUGUCAGGAGGACAGGAGACAACACUUUUGUUUUGGUUCCAGCAGAAUACAACUGGAUCACUCCCUCUGUGGGUAGCAAGACCACAGUCCUCUAAGAAGGCCAUUAUAGCAGGGCUCUGGGUGGCCUCCCUAGAUCCUGUGGAUUGUGUUGGCAAGAACAGAGCUGAUGAGUGUCCCUGAUGAGGACGGGGACUCUCAGAGCCUCACCUCUGUGAGCAGCAGUGGAGGAAGCAGCGAAAGGACGGUUAGAUCAAUAGAGAGAGUUCUUCCCGAGCUUUGUUGUCUUAACAUCUGUAAUUUAGCUCCUUUUUUCUUUUCUCAAUUAGAUGUUCUGUUUGAAGAGUUAAACUCAACACAAUGAAUAUUGUAUAAGCUGCUCAUUAACUAGGCUCCUGUGGCCGCUGAGCUUCCUCUGUCGCCUUAAGGAGCCAGCAGAAAUAGAAAUUCUGUCCC